AUGUCGUUGUGGAGCUACUACACCUCCCUCUCGCCAAAGACGCGCCUUAUGGUCGGCGGCGGCAUAAUCGGCUACGCAUGUCUCGGUCUCUUCCUCUCCGACACCGCAGAAGAAAAACUAGGCUACACACCUACUGAACAAGAUAAGAAGCGUUUGAGAGAGGCUUUACCGAGAAUCAGAGUUGUGGAGGAGUAA
This is a messenger RNA of Aureobasidium namibiae CBS 147.97, 195 nucleotides long. RefSeq lists its product as uncharacterized. The record is from RefSeq and is a predicted model, not a curated record. The transcript is spliced from 2 exons. Lineage: Eukaryota; Fungi; Ascomycota; Dothideomycetes; Dothideales; Saccotheciaceae. The coding region runs from base 1 to 195 and encodes 64 amino acids.